This is a messenger RNA of Arvicanthis niloticus (Nile rat), 2269 nucleotides long. It is a transcript of the gene Dcdc2c, whose product is annotated as doublecortin domain containing 2C. Gene Ontology annotation, cellular component: microtubule; microtubule organizing center. Lineage: Eukaryota; Metazoa; Chordata; Mammalia; Rodentia; Muridae. The record is from RefSeq and is a predicted model, not a curated record. Gene Ontology annotation, biological process: intracellular signal transduction.
GCCUGUGGCCCGCAGCCCGAGGGAGCCCGUGGGAGUGCUGGGCGCCUCCUUGCACAGUUCUGCGUGUCCCGAGGCGAGCGAGCAGUGGCCAUGGGCACGCGCGGGCCCUAUGCGCUGGUGGACACCACGCCGGCCAAGACCAUCUUGGUGUACCGCAAUGGGGACCAGUUUUAUGUGGGCCGCAAGUUCGUAUUCUCCCGGCGUCGCGUAGCCAACUUCGAGGCUCUGCUGGAGCAGCUGACCGAGCAAGUGGAGGUGCCCUUCGGUGUGCGGCGGCUCUACACGCCCACGCAGGGCCACCAGGUGCUCAGACUGGACGCGCUGCAGACCGGUGGCAAGUACGUGGCUGCAGGCCGGGAGCGCUUCAAGAAGCUGGACUAUAUUCAUAUAGUUCCCAGAAAACCUUCAAAGAUGAGAAAGUUGAAGGAAAUCAAGCCGGUGGUACAUUGUGAUAUCAACGUGCCUUCCAGGUGGCAAACACAGAGCAGGACAUCCCGAUACAUAAAUGUUUUCACAAAUGGAAGAUUAUUUAUCCCUCCUAUCAAAAUUAUUAUACCCAAAUUCAGCCUGUCGGAUUGGAAUUGUGUGCUGGCCAUGAUUGGAGAAAAAGUCUUCCCUCUAGGAGGAGUUCGAAAGUUGUUUACAAUGGAUGGACAUCUUUUGGAUGACUCAAAGAAUUUGCAAGACAAUUGUUUUUAUGUUGCUGCAGGACUGGAGACUUUCAAAUCCAUUCCUUACUGGAAGUCCUCAUGGGUCCCCAGUGAGGUCCAGCAGAGGUUUGGGGCCAAUGAUAAAUGCACACAAACAAAGAAAAGAGUGGAGUCCAAAGUAAAAGAACCUCUUCAAAAUGACAGUGUACCACCUAAAAGUCAGGAUUCUGUUUAUUAUGCCAAAGAGAAAAAGCAGAUGGACACAGAACCUUUAAUUCAAAGUGGUGCAGAAGGUGAUGUAUAUAAAGCACAGACACCUGCUAAGGAGGCCCAAGAAGCACUGGAAGUCAAGGAGGACCCAGAGGUGAAGGUGGAGGUGCCAGUCGAUCAGGCACCAGCUGAAAUUGUUAAAGAAAUUGAUGAGAUAGGUGAUAGCAGCCCUGGCUUGGAAAGCGGCAUGGAAAAGGAAGUGGAAAGGCUUUAUGAAGAUAUUGACAGAAAGCAUCUCUCAAGAACUUCUGCAAGAAUAAAGAGGUGGUUCCAACGCCUGAGAAAAAACAACAUGACAUUCUAGAAGAAAAGCUGACACCUGCUCUGCCAGAAACCCAAGCAGAAGCAGAAGAUCAAAGAGAUCCAUCAAUGGGACAAGAAUCAUCAGAAGAAUCAUCAUUAACUCAAGACCAAAGACAUGAGCAACAAGAAUCAUCUUUGGGAACACCAUCCCCAGAACAAAGACCUGAGAGAAAGGAAUCCCCUAGGCAAUCAUCCUUGGAACCAUUGCCUCUAGAGCAUCAACUUGAACAGCAAGAGAUACCUCUACAGUCAUCCUUGGGACUACCAUCCCCAGAGCAAGAACUUGAACAACAAGAGUUACAUAUGCAGUCAUUCCUGGGACUACCAUCCACAGAGCAUCAACUUGAACAGCAAGAGAUACCUCUGCAGUCAUCCUUGGGACCACCAUCUCCAGAGCAACAACUUGAACAACAAGAGGUACAUAUACAGUCAUUCCUGGGACUACCAUCCACAGAGCAGCAACUUGAGCAACAAGAGGUAUCUGUACAGUCAUCCUUGGAACCAUCAUCCCCAGAGCAGCAACUUGAACAAGAGACUCCUGGACAGUUAUUCUUGAGACCAUCAUUCCCAGAACAGCAACUCGAAUGGCAAGAGAUACCUAUAUGCUCAACUUUUGGACCACCAUCUCUAGAACAACAAUUUGAACGAGAGUCCUCUAAAGAAUCAUCCUUGGGACAGUUUUUAGAGCAACCACCUGAGCAAUGAGAAUCUCCUAAAUAAUCAUCCUUGGGACCACCAUUCCAAAAAUAUCUACCCAAGCAACGAGAUCCCAAAGACAGUCAUCCUUGAGAUAACAAUCUCAGAAACAGAUGACUCUGGGACAGCACAUGAAACAAAUACUAUAAUAACAAAAAUAUCAGCCAUGUCGUGAAGAACAACAGUCAGGAACUGGACAGGACCAUAAGCAAAUGAAAAUAAAAUUAGACAAUUUAUUUUCAUAUUAUGCUGAGAUAUGCCAGUAGGGUAUUACAAUUGUCAACCUCAUAUUUUGAUGGCCGGAUUUAAAGUUUAAAAGAUGAGUAAGAUUAAAUUCAUCUGGAAUCCCU